CAUACACAAUUAUUGUCCUUAGAGGAGAAGCACCCUCAUUGUUUGGGAGCUUACAAUCUAUACUCCCUGUGGCAUGAGCACACGUAUACACUGGGAGUAAUGUUUAUUCACAUGCCAGUUUACUAACUAGUAUGUUUUUGGAGUGUUGGAGGAUACCAGAGCACCUGGAGGGAACACACACACAAACACAGGAAGAACAUACAAACUCCACACAUACACAUAGUUAAUUUGUCAGGAAUUGGAACUCGCAACCUCAGGGCUGUGAGGCAGAACUGGUAACCACUAGGUCAGUGGUGCUGCCGAUGCGGAUUAACAGCGCUAAGCAGGGAACGCUAUCCUAGUGCCGCCCCGCUCAGCAAAGACCUGGAAGCAAAUGAUGAACAAAGUCAACAGUUAUUCAUAUUCCUGCCUGGAGGAUGGGAACAAAGAGCUGUGGUCUUCUGGGCAUCACCUGAAAUCCUGCCGAGAUGCAGCUUUUACCAGUGAUGGACAACAACUUUUCACCGUUUCUAAAGACAAGUCCAUUCACAUUCUCAACGUGGAGCAGGGAAAGCUUGUGAAGCGCAUUACCAAAGCCCAUGAGUAUGCUAAUCCAGGUAUAUCAUGGGUCAAAAGUCUACAACAGGCCUCUGCGCUGAACAGCCUGCUGCUGAUAGAUGAGAACCUCUUUGCCACCGGUGAUGAGAGCGGGAUGCUGAAAAUCUGGGACCUCCGCAGAGGUACGGCUUUUAUGGAGAUGAAGAACCACGAAGAAUACAUCAGUGACAUGGUCAUUGACCAAAACAAAAAGCUGCUUCUCACUGCCAGCGGGGAUGGAACAAUGGGAGUAUUCAACAUAAAGAGACGGCGGUUUGAGUUACUCUCCGAAUACCAGAACGGAGAUCUGACAUCUGUUGCUAUAAUGAAGAGGGGAAAAAAAGUGGCCUGUGGUUCCAGCGAGGGGACCAUCUACCUGUUUAACUGGAAUGGGUUUGGGGCAACAAGUGACCGUUUUGCAGUGAAGGCGGAGUCUAUAGACUGCAUGAUCCCCAUCAGCGAUAACGUCGUGUGCACAGGGUCCACGGAUGGCAUUAUUAGGGCCAUUAACAUUUUGCCCAACCGAGUUAUCGGUACGGUGGGUCAGCAUCCAGGAGAACCAAUAGAACAGCUGUCUAAAUCCCGGGAUGGAAAACUCUUGGCCAGCUGCGCCCAUGACCAGAAAGUGAAGUUCUGGGACGUUUCGUCACUCGGCUCCGUCAUAGUGGACGUUUACAGGAAGCGGAAGAAGAACCGGCAGCUACCGGCGCUCAGCAAGAAGGCAUUUGGCGGAGCCGACGACUUUUUCGCUGACUUGAGGGAAGAGACGACCGAAAACAAAGAAAAGGAAAACGAUGAUGAAGAAAGUGACAGCGAUGACACAGAUAGCGACUGAAAUAUUCCAUACGGACAGAACUCAUUUGAAGUUCACUUUAAAGUGCGCUGAUAGCUUACAAGGACCGCAGUUAGGCUGCAUACUCCCAAAUAUCAGUCCAGUGACUUUUUUUUCUGUCAGUACCAUGUGGUCAAACCAGAAACUCUUCAAACCAGUGGUCAGACUGUUGGCAGUGCCACCAAAAGUUGUGAGAUAUUUCCCAAAAGGCCUAGAAGUUCCAUCCCAUAUUGAUAUAAUUUCUUCACUACUGUUAUUUCACAUGGCAGAUGAUGGUAUAUCUUGUCAGGCUGCAAUUUGGGCCUGAUUCAUGUUUGUAAGUAAAGCAAAAAAGCAAGCAACUGGGCAAAACCAUGUUGCACUGCAGGUGGGGCAGAUGUAACAUGUGCAGAGAGAGUUAGAUUUGGGUGGGGUGUGUUCAAACUGAAAUCUAAAUUGCAGUGUAAAAAUAAAGCUGCCUAACAUUUGUGGGCUACAUGCAAAAGCAGCCAGUGUUUACCCUGCACAGAAUUUUUUUUAAUGUAUUUGCUUCCCUUGCAUGGCAACACGGUUUGUACCGGACACAAAGUUACUUUCUUUUUUUGCUUUACUUACAAACCUGAAUCAGUCCCUUUGUUACAUAAUGGAAUGCUAAAUAUUUAAACAUGUUGUCUUUUCUACCAAAUAAUGGUGAACAUA
Pseudophryne corroboree (corroboree frog) is the source of this 2086-nucleotide messenger RNA. It is a transcript of the gene WDR55, whose product is annotated as WD repeat domain 55. The transcript is spliced from 9 exons. The record is from RefSeq and is a predicted model, not a curated record. Gene Ontology annotation, molecular function: protein binding. Bases 374 to 1411 code for a protein of 345 amino acids. NCBI's taxonomy places the organism in Eukaryota, Metazoa, Chordata, Amphibia, Anura, Myobatrachidae.